ACUCCAGCAGAAGCUCAUACACUUUUAGUUUGUUGAAGUCCUUGACUGCUACACUCUCUGAUUCUUGGCAUGAAUUUGGAAAUGACUUUUGAUGACCUCAAAAUGAAGCCUGGGAAGGAUCAGCCUGACCAGAAGUUAAAUGGAGAAAGAGCUAAAGGUUUUCACUUUCUUACUUCUCGGUGGUGGUGCCCUGCUGCUGUAACUCUGGGGAUCCUUUGCAUGGGAUUAUUGGUGACCAUCAUAAUGCUGGGGAUGCAGUUAUUUCAGGUGUCUGAUCUCCUCAAACAAUACCAAGCCAACCUUACACACCAGGAAAUCAUACGGGAGGGACAGAUUUUAGCUCAGCAGCAGGCAAAAAAUGCUUCUCAGAAGUCACAGGAGGAACUCAAGGAAAUGAUAGAAAUCCUUGCCUUGAAGCUGGAUGAAAAAUCCAGAAAGCAGAUGGAGCUUCACCAGCAAAAUUUGGAUCUCCAAGAAGCUCUGAAGAGAGUGGAAAACUUUUCAGGUCCUUGUCCCCAAGAUUGGAUCUGGCAUGAAGAAAGCUGUUACCUAUUUCCCUCUGGACUAUUUAAUUGGGAAAAGAGUCAAGAGAACUGCUUGUCUUUGGGUGCCCAAUUGCUGAAAAUUAAUAACACUGAUGAUCUGAAUUUCAUCCAGCAAGCAAUCUCCCAUUCCAGUUUCCCAUUCUGGAUGGGAUUGUCACUGAGGAAACCCAACUACACAUGGCUCUGGGAGGAUGGUUCUCCUUUGAUGCCCCACUUGUUUAGACUCCAAGGUGCCGUUUCCCAGAUGUAUGCUUCAGGCACCUGUGCAUAUAUACAACGGGGAGCUGUUUUUGCUGAAAACUGCAUUUUAGUUGCAUACAGUAUAUGUCAGAAGAAGGCAGUUCUACUGAAAGCACUAUGAAUUUGAAGGAUCUGGAAAAAAAGGUCUUUUAUUCUGGAAGUUAAGCUACUCUUCAUCUUCACUUACGUACAAACCAUGAGAGCCCUGAGAACUGCAGUGAUGAGCUGGCUACAGAAACUGACUGGGGUUUUUCAGAAACGAAGACUAGGAAUCCAGCUGCCUAAUGCCUUUAGAUCCAGAGUUGUAGAUUCACUUUAUUUGUCAUCUAUCUAUCUAUCUAUCAUCAUUGUCUGACAUUUUUCAGCUAGUGUGUCCCAAGCCUCCUUGCUAAUUUUCAAACCUUCUUCCAUUUUCUAUUUUAAAAUUUGGCUCCUCUCCAAUCUUGGGAACCAUCUGCUCAAUUUUCUCUGCCUUCCCCCACCCCCUUCUAAUACUGCAUAGAAGACAGAACAUAGAGAACUUACCCAACUAUAGACAGAAGGCAAAAAAAA
Ictidomys tridecemlineatus (thirteen-lined ground squirrel) is the source of this 1337-nucleotide messenger RNA. RefSeq names its product oxidized low density lipoprotein receptor 1 (gene Olr1). Gene Ontology annotation, cellular component: plasma membrane; signaling receptor complex. Gene Ontology annotation, molecular function: low-density lipoprotein particle receptor activity. The record is from RefSeq and is a predicted model, not a curated record. Gene Ontology annotation, biological process: leukocyte cell-cell adhesion; lipoprotein metabolic process. NCBI's taxonomy places the organism in Eukaryota, Metazoa, Chordata, Mammalia, Rodentia, Sciuridae.